AGUGCAGUGGCAGUUGUCGUGUGCGCCCGUACGCGACAUGUUACCAUGUAGCGUAUAGUAUAUUAAUUUACCAUCGCCAACGCCGGGACUGGGUGGAGAAGAAAAAAAAUCUACCGAGAGACGUGUGUGCGUGCAGUGUACCAUACACGCGGUGGAUGUGCACAAGUGUACACCGGAAGGAAGUGGGAAAAGAAAAACGAUCGAGCGAAUGAACACCAAAGGAGAAACACAGCUAGUAAAAAAAAACAAACAAAAACAAAAAAGGAGUCGAAAGACGCGUAAUUGGAGGCUGCAUUCCGAUUAAAUUGUACGACAUUCGUAUACUUGUACUGCAGAGAAGAGAAGGAGAGUUUUAGUGCUGCAAGUGGUGAGCGCCAGAGAGUGUACGCGCGCGUGUUUGUGUGUGUGUAUAUACAUGCAUAUGCAUGGCACGUAGCAUGCGUCAUGCCUCUCUUAAUUUCUGACUCUCUGGGGUGCAGCUCUCUCGUCGUCAUCAGGAACGCGUUCGAGGCCUACGGGCGGGGAAAACGAUUGUCGUUCUCUCAGUGAUGCAAAUAGUACAAAAUGGCAACAGGAGGAGGAAACUUCAUCAGCAAGCCCGCAAGGGGCUGGCUACAUCCCGACCACCUCAUGUGCAAAGAAGGAGUCACUUAUGCAGUACGAUACGUGGGCUGCGUGGAAGUUUUCGCCUCGAUGAAGAGCCUGAACUUCGAGACGAGAUCGUGCGUCGCAAAAGAGUGCAUAAACCGAGUUUGCGAGGCAGCUGGACUGAAAUCUGCCGACAAGAAACGAAGGGUCGACAACAAGGUCAAGAGGGCCAUCGCGGACAAGCCGUGCAUGGAGCACGCGGGCUCCAACAUCAAUUUGACAAUCAGUAGUUCUAGUCUGACCCUCACGAUCCUGGAAACCGGCCAAGUCAUAGCCAAACACAUGCUGCCGCGGAUAUCGUUUGCUUCGGGUGGCGAUACCGAGAUCCUCGACUUUGUGGCCUACGUAGCGAAAAAUUCGUCGGAAUGGAGGGCUUGCUACGUGUUGGAGUGCGGUGGUGGUCUGGCCCAAGACGUGAUCCACACCUUCGGACAAGCCUUCGACUUGCGCUUCAAGGAAUUCCUCGAGAAGGACACCACCGGUAAACUUCCAGCAGGGGUGAACGGCUCGAAGGAGGCCGAUCGGGAUUACUACAACGACUUGCCGGGCAAGGUGCCGCCGGACAUUGGACCACCUCCGGUGCCGCCUUUGCCGGUUUGCUCUUCUACUUUGCCCAAUUUGAAACACCACCACUCGAGCUCGGCCAGCGUGGGGACGCUAUUCACCAGCAACAGCAGCACUUGCAUACAGAGCACACCUUUGCCGGAUCCGAUCGCCGGUGGCGUCAAAUCGUCGCAACAACAGUGGUCUGACUCGGGUAAUUUGAUAGACUUGAGCUCGGACGGUUCUGUGGCAUCCAAUUCGAAACCGGAGCACAAUUACGUCAAUGCGAAUCUUGACAAUCGGCGAGAGCCCGCAACAUUUUUCGAUGCCUUUGACAUGCAGCCAUUUAGUACAGCCAUAUCGGAAAUGAACAAAUUGAGUCCGCAAUCUCAGAGGCGACAGUUGAGGCAAGAGAUUUGGUAUCACGGAAGCGUCAGUCGCGCGGAGGCAGAAGCUAUGUUGACGAGAGAUGGAGACUUUUUGGUACGUGAGUCACAAGGUACACCGGGGCAGUAUGUUCUUACGGGAAUGAAUCAUGGGAUACCGAAGCAUUUGUUGCUCAUGGACCCCGAAGGAGUUGUAAGGACGAAGGACCGGAUAUUUGACAGCGUGAGUCAUCUUGUUAAUCAUCAUUGCGAGAACACGGUACCGAUAAUUUCGGCCGACAGUGCACUGAUACUCCGAUAUCCCGUGCCAAAACGGACAGCAUUUUAAAAAUCGAAAUUAAAAUAACAAAACAUUUUACAAGUCAUGUCUUGAGCACAUCUUUUAUCUAUACAUUUAACACUGAAGUGGAUUUUAUCGUGCUGUUUACAAGCUCUUCCUCUAAUAAAUGUAUUUUUGUAUUAUAUUCUUUAAUUGGUAUAACAAUCGUAAGAUAUAUAUAUAUAUAUAUAUAUAUAUAUGUAUGGCGUUAUAAAUACGUAAGCUACAAGUGUGUAAAAUCAAAUUUAAGAACAAAAAAGUGUCUAUCCUUGCAAAACGAGGAAAAUAUUUUAU
Molecule: messenger RNA, 2190 nt
Organism: Copidosoma floridanum
Lineage: Eukaryota; Metazoa; Arthropoda; Insecta; Hymenoptera; Encyrtidae
Product: SHC-adaptor protein
Biological process (GO): intracellular signal transduction; cell surface receptor protein tyrosine kinase signaling pathway
Cellular component (GO): plasma membrane
Molecular function (GO): receptor tyrosine kinase binding
Source: RefSeq, a predicted model, not a curated record